Messenger RNA from Ascochyta rabiei, 1533 nucleotides. Its product is annotated as Alpha-amylase. Lineage: Eukaryota; Fungi; Ascomycota; Dothideomycetes; Pleosporales; Didymellaceae. Gene Ontology annotation, biological process: carbohydrate metabolic process. The record is from RefSeq and is a predicted model, not a curated record. The transcript has 2 exons. Gene Ontology annotation, molecular function: calcium ion binding; hydrolase activity, hydrolyzing O-glycosyl compounds. The coding region runs from base 1 to 1533 and encodes 510 amino acids.
AUGGCUUCCGACGAGCAACAGCCUACACCAGACAACCACACCCUCUUCCAGGGGUUUGAAUGGAAUGUUCCUGCUGAUCAAAAGCACUGGAAGCGCCUUAUCGCCGAGGUGCCCAAGCUGAAAGCAGUUGGUGUCGACAACAUCUGGCUUCCUCCGGGCUGCAAAGCUGCUUCACCCGAGGGCAAUGGCUACGACAUCUACGACCUGUACGACCUGGGCGAGUUUGACCAGAAGGGCCAAAAGAGCACAAAAUGGGGUCCCAAGGAAGACUUGGUUGAGCUCUCCAAAGUCGCAAAAGAGAAUGGGAUAGGCCUCUUCUGGGAUGCUGUCCUCAACCACAAGGCUGGUGCCGACAAGACGGAGAAGUGCCGCGCCGUCGAGGUCGACAACGACGACCGCAACAAGGAGGCAUCUGAGCCCUAUGAAAUCGAGGGUUGGCUAGGCUUCGACUUCCCUGGGCGAGGUGACCAGUACUCAGCACAGAAAUAUCACUGGGAGCACUUCAGCGGUACAGACUACAACCAAGCCAACGAGAAGAAAGCAGUCUAUAAAAUUGUUGGCGAAAACAAGGGGUGGUCGCAAAGUGUUGACUCGGAAAGCGGCAAUGCCGACUACAUGAUGUUUGCCGACAUUGAUUACUCCCACCCUGAGGUUCAGGCCGACGUCAAGAACUGGGGAGUCUGGAUCACCAAGGAACUCGGUCUCAAGGGAUUACGCCUCGACGCCGUCCAGCACUUCUCCGAGCGCUUUACCAACGAAUGGGUUGACAACCUGCGCGACGAAUGCGGGCGCGACAUGUUCGUCGUCGGCGAAUUCUGGUCUGGCGAUGCGAAACUGUUGUGCGACUGGCUCGCCGAAAUGGACCACAAGUUCUCGCUCUACGACUCGCCGCUACUCAACAACUUCUCCCAGCUGUCGAAAACACCAGAAGCCGAUCUGAGGAAGGUCUUCGACAACACGCUCGUGUCGCUAAACCCGGUCAACGCCGUGACGGUCGUAACGAACCACGACACCCAACCGGGCCAGACCAUGGAAACCCCCGUCGAGGGCUUCUUCAAGCCCAUCGCUUACUCCCUCAUCCUGCUGCGCAAGGAAGGCUACCCCUGUCCCUUCUACGGCGACCUGUACGGACUCAAGGGCGAGCACGCCGCCGACCCCUCCUGCGGCGGCAAACUCGCCGACCUGAUCCUCGCACGUAAACUGUUCGCUUACGGCGCGCAAGACGACUACCUCGACGACGCAAACUGCAUUGGGUUCGUGCGCAGGGGCACCUGGGACAAGAAGGCCGGUCUCGCAUGCGUCAUGAGCAACAAGGGCCCGGACGCGAUCAAGAUGGCGGUCGGCGAAAUGCAUGCUGGUGAGAAGUGGACGGACGUUCUGGGCUGGGAGCAGGGCGAGGUCGAGAUCGAUCAGGAUGGUUACGGGCUGUUCAAGUGUCCGGGGACGAGUCUCGCGGUUUGGGUCAGGGCGGAUGCGGAGGGGAGGGAGAGGUUCCCUACCGAGUUUGAUGCGGAUAUUUACGGUAAGGCGUAG